Bufo gargarizans (Asiatic toad) is the source of this 603-nucleotide messenger RNA. It is a transcript of the gene MRPS6, whose product is annotated as mitochondrial ribosomal protein S6. Gene Ontology annotation, biological process: translation. The transcript has 4 exons. Gene Ontology annotation, cellular component: ribosome; mitochondrial small ribosomal subunit. Gene Ontology annotation, molecular function: structural constituent of ribosome; small ribosomal subunit rRNA binding. NCBI's taxonomy places the organism in Eukaryota, Metazoa, Chordata, Amphibia, Anura, Bufonidae. Bases 128 to 508 code for a protein of 126 amino acids. The record is from RefSeq and is a predicted model, not a curated record.
GUUCACUUGUGUCUGAGCCGGAGCUUCCCUGAGCAGACCCAGACCGGAGCCGCCGCUCCGCCGCCGCCAGCGUCCAUGCCCAGAUACCAGAUGGCUCUGAUCCUGAAGGCCAUGCAGAGGACCCAUAAUGCACCACGCCAUGCCGCUCGGGGAAGCUGUCAUCUUCUACUUGAAACCUGAGACUGUGGCAACGCUAAAACGUACGAUAGAGACACUGAUAGAAAAAGGAGCCAUUGUCAGGAACCUGGAGAACCUUGGAGAGAAGAACCUUCCUUACAAAAUCUCCAAGCACAAUCAGCGCCACAUACAAGGAGGGUACUUUCUAGUUGACUUCUAUUCUCCACCCAACAUUCUUCCCAGCAUGCUGGACCAUCUAUCUCGUGACAUCGAUGUGAUCAGACCAACCAUUCUGAAACACGAGGAGGAGAACCCACCAGAGAAACCAUGUCCCGGCAUCCUUCCCGCCACCAAUCUUGAGGCAAAAUUUAGCCGCAGGAAGAAGAAAUGAGGAGUCCUUCAGGGAGCAUGUGAAGGCUUGCUUGUAUAUAAAGCAUUGUGUUUUUUUCUUUUGUCUAGAAGAAUUAAUAAAAUAUAAAUUUUCAA